Molecule: messenger RNA, 816 nt
Organism: Aspergillus chevalieri
Lineage: Eukaryota; Fungi; Ascomycota; Eurotiomycetes; Eurotiales; Aspergillaceae
Product: SRR1 family protein
Exons: 2
Coding region: 1-816 (271 amino acids)
Source: RefSeq, a predicted model, not a curated record
AUGCCCCAUACAACUCGUCCCAAGAAAAAACAAAAACCCUCUCAGAACAGACGCACAACCAUAACCGACGAUUCCGGCUGGUCGCACGUCACCACCACCACCCGCGCACGGCGGACAUACAGAAACACAGGCCAAGAAAAAACCACAGAAACAGAGAAAGAAGAAUUGAAACCAGCAGAAGCACCGUCAAACCUAACGCUAGAUGGCCUCCAGCAACAGUUUAAUCGGCAUUAUGAACGCUGGACGACGUCGGAGAGUUGGGGUGUUGUGAGACAGAAUCUUCUUUCUCUUGCCCAUGCAUCUACGGACAUAUCUACAUCUGCAGAUGCAAAUGCAGACGCACCUACAGAUAUAUCUACAGAGGGGAUAAUAGAGAAUAUAAUCUGCAUCGGCCUCGGCAGUCCCAGUGGCUUCCUCCGUGGCGGCUGGGUAGACAGACGACAAGUCAGUCUCGUUCAAGUAGCGGCCCUCGUGAGAAUAAAAGAGUUAUUUCAAAAUGUGCGGGUAUACACCCAAGACCCCGUCUUCAACACCCUCGACAAAGCACUCUUCGAAUCCCUGGACUUGACAGUUGUCGACCACCCAGCUGGUUUUGAGAAGGUGUCUGAACGGUCAUUCCUUUUCUGUCCUGGGACGGAAAAAGGCCAUCUCGAAGAGCUCCUCGAGAAGAGGCCCAGAGCGUUGUUCGGUGGUCCAUUGGAGGAAAUGGGCGAUAGCGACUCCGUGAAAGCGUUCCUAGAUGGGAAAGUUGGAAAGAAAGUACCCAUCUUCGAGGGGGACGAAAAGGCGUUCUGGGGAAUGAGAGUUUACUUAUAG